CUCACAAAACCCUAACUCUCCUUCUUCCCCAAUUCUUCAGCUUCGAACUUCAGGGCUCACAACCACGCCGCCAUGUUUCUGCCUAGAAUUUGUUCGAAUUCUUCAUCUAAAUUCUCCACUUUUUCCAUCGCCUCUCCACAUUAUCAAUCAUUUCUUCUACCCAUUUUUCAUUUUGAUAAUGCCAGCUGCCAAAUGAGGAGACACUUCUCCGCCUAUCAUAGAUUCGAUUUUGAAUCUAUACGUGAGCCCAAUGAUGCCGUCGCUCUAUUUCGGGAUAUGAUGAGAACGGAGCCGCUUCCUUCUAUUACUGUUUUCACGAAAUUGCUGAGUACUGUGGUGAAGCUGAAACAAUACUCUGCUGCACUUCAUCUGUACGAAAAAAUGCUUCAAAGGGAUGCUCCUGUAAAUCACUACACGUUGAGUAUUGCGAUUGAUUGCUAUUGCCAACUCAAAAGGCCUGAUUUUGGGUUUGCGAUCUUAGGCAGUUUUUUCAAGCGUGGGUUCGAGCCUACCGUGGUGACCUUCAACACUCUCGUGAAAGGCCUUCUGUUUGUUGAAAGGAUCCCAGAGGCAGCUAAAUUGUUGGGGAAGCUGUCGGCCUACCAACUGUGCGAGCCCGACGAGUAUACGUAUAGUACUAUAAUUAAUGGGUUAUGCAAAGCUGGAGAUAUUCUACAGGCGAUUGAUUUGCUCUGCUCAUUGGAAAAAGGAAGAGGGAGCUGCAAACCCGAUGUGUAUGCUUACACUACAGUCAUUGAUAGUCUAUGUAAAGAUGGAAAGAUGGAAGAAGCUCUCCAACUCUUCUCCACUUUGGGUGAUAAGGGGAUUUCACCGAAUGUCGUGACAUAUAAUUCAAUAAUUGAGGGGUUAUGCAAAAGGAGAAGAAUGGAUGAGGCUGAAGACAUGUUAAAGAAGAUGAUAGCUGAUGUGGUCUAUCCAAAUGUGGUGACGUGUAAUAUCUUUGUGGAUGCUUGGUGCAAAGAUGGAAAGGUCGAAGAGGCGGAGCAUAUGUUGGUGUUUAUGAAGGAGCUUGAUGUUCAGGCCAACAUUGUCACAUACAAUGCAUUGAUUAACGGAUAUUGUUUGCAAGGGAAAAUGGACGAAGCUGAACGCAUUUUCCAAUUGGCAUUGAGCUCUGAAAUGAAGCCCGAUAUCAUAAGCUAUUGUGCAUUGAUGAACGGGUAUUGCAAAAAGGGGCGAGUCAACGAAGUUUCACAUCUUUUUACCAUAAUUCCCUACAAAAGGUUAAAGCGCGAUGUGGUUUCUUAUAACAUAAUGCUAGAGGCCUUAUUUCGUGAAGGCAAAUGUGAAGACGGGUUGAAGCUUUUUAAAGAGAUGGAAGCUCUACAAGUGUCUCCGAAUAUAAAGACUUACAAUGUCUUGCUGGAUGGUUUGUGCGGAGCUCAUCGUAUUGUUGAUGCAUUUUCGGUGUUGCAUACCAUGGAAGAUAAAGGCAUUAUUCCGAACAUUGUAACAUACAGUAUUCUGAUUGAAGGAUUGUGUAAUGACAACAAUGUUAGACAAGCAAAGGAUUUGUUCGACAAGCUUCCAUCCAAAGGUUUGCGGCCUAAUGUCAUAACAUACAAUAUUCUCAUUGGUGCACUUUGCAAAGGAGGGCAGAUGGAGGAGGCUAAGGAUCUUUUUGACGAGCUUCCAUCUAAAGGUAUGCAGCCGAACGUAGUAACAUAUAAUAUUCUCAUUGGUGCACUUUGCAAAGAAGGGCAUAUAGAGGAGGCUAAAGAUCUGUUCCGUGAGGUCCUAUCCAAGGGUUUGCAGCCUGGCGUCAUAACUUAUACAAUCCUUAUCGGUGCACUUUGUGAGCAAGGGCAGAUAGAGGAGGCUAAAGAUCUGUUCCAUGAGCUCCUAUCCAAGGGCUUGCAGCCUGACGUCAUAACUUAUACAAUCCUUAUCGGUGCACUUUGUGAGCAAGGGCAGAUAGAGGAGGCUAAAGAUCUGUUCCAUGAGCUCCUAUCCAAGGGCUUGCAGCCUGACGUCAUAACUUAUACAAUCCUUAUCGGUGCACUUUGUGAGCAAGGGCAGAUAGAGGAGGCUAAGGAUUUGAUGGCACAAAUGGUAAACAACGGUUGCUUGCCUGAUAGUGUAACAUACAAUGUUUUUGUUCGAGGUCUUCUCAAAAUGAACAAGAUGCAUGAUGCAAUGCAACUGUUGGAAGAGAUGGAUUCAAGGGGAUGCACACUUGACAAAACUGCAUAUUCGAUGUUGAUUGAACCUGUGAAAAGGCAAGGUAAAGAUAGUGUUCUGUUUAAUAAGGUUAUGAAACUCGUACCAAAGGACUUCUAUUCUAGUUAGGUUUUAUGUUGUGUUUGAAGGUCAGGAAUUAUUGCAAUUGAGAUUAAGGGGAAAGUACAAUUGCUUAUUUGUUUAUUUAAUCUUUAUGUUAUGAUGAUUUAAAAAUGUUUCAAUUUUGUA
Molecule: messenger RNA, 2430 nt
Organism: Salvia miltiorrhiza (redroot sage)
Lineage: Eukaryota; Viridiplantae; Streptophyta; Magnoliopsida; Lamiales; Lamiaceae
Product: putative pentatricopeptide repeat-containing protein At1g12700, mitochondrial
Exons: 1
Coding region: 73-2310 (745 amino acids)
Molecular function (GO): protein binding
Source: RefSeq, a predicted model, not a curated record